Messenger RNA from Iphiclides podalirius (scarce swallowtail), 825 nucleotides. NCBI's taxonomy places the organism in Eukaryota, Metazoa, Arthropoda, Insecta, Lepidoptera, Papilionidae. The record is from the annotation of a GenBank genome assembly.
AUGGAACACGCUCGUAUGUACGACCCGGUCAAUCGCAGGGAAUCGGACACCUCACUGCCGUCGUCGGCCGCCGAGAGCAAGGACAGUCUCGGCUCCUUCGACUCCAACUCGACCCUGACCGGUCGCGAGAUCGACGACUCGAUAAUACUGUCCCGAAUACGAAAGAGCCUCGAGCAGAAGGAGGCGUUCCUGAGGCGUCCCAGCCAACCCACCGGCUGGGUGACGCCGGACGCCCCGCAGCCGAUCAAACAGAGGGAGUUCUACGCGAGGCCGCAGAAGCUGCAGAAGCCGGCGUGGCCCCCACCCCCCUCUUCGCCGCCGCUUGCCGCCUCCCCACCCCCCGCGCUCGUCCAAGCGCAAAGCCAAGAGCAGACCGCCAAGGGGGAGGAAUGCUCCGCGAGCGUGGACAGCGGCACGUACAGCGGCUACGGCGAACUGAACGGCACCACCGCCGACAGGGGCAGGCCCAAGCAGGACAAGGGCCAGUUCGUGGCGACCCUGUCGAAGAUACAAGAGACCUCGCCCGGCGUCCAGAACAACGUUGGCGCGAUGAACGGCGACACCGCUGAAACGAAGAACGAGAACAAGGAAGAAAGCUCGUCUUCUAAUAACCAGGAGAGUCGUGUGUAUCGCAAGUGGCGCCCUCCCCGUUUCACGGACGACAUAACGCCGCUGCUGAGAAUAUUCGACCCCAAUGCAACCGUCCCCGCCCGCCCGGAGAAGAAGGGAGAGGAAGAAGCCGGUGAGAGCGCCGCAGAAGUGGAGCCGGACGUUCAAGGUCACGUGCAGGUCAAGAUGGUGGUCAGCAAUGGGAAGCCAUAUACC